This is a messenger RNA of Rattus norvegicus (Norway rat), 1003 nucleotides long. It is a transcript of the gene Senp8, whose product is annotated as SUMO peptidase family member, NEDD8 specific. NCBI's taxonomy places the organism in Eukaryota, Metazoa, Chordata, Mammalia, Rodentia, Muridae. The record is from RefSeq and is marked provisional. Gene Ontology annotation, biological process: proteolysis. The transcript is spliced from 3 exons. Gene Ontology annotation, molecular function: deNEDDylase activity; cysteine-type peptidase activity. Bases 105 to 758 code for a protein of 217 amino acids.
UACCGAGAUCCCUGAAGGCUGGUUGGGCUGGUGAGGCCUGAGGAAUAGAAGUACUGCUGAGUGGCCAGCUUCUGGAAUUUCUGAGAAGCCCUGCUCAAUACAAGAUGGACCCUGUGGUCUUGAGUUAUAUGGACAGUCUAUUGCGACAAUCAGAUGUCUCACUAUUGGACCCUCCAAACUGGCUCAACGACCACAUUAUUGGGUUUGCCUUUGAAUACUUUGCCAGUAGUCAGUUUCAUGAUUGCUCAGACCAUGUCUGCUUCAUCAGCCCUGAAGUCACCCAGUUCAUUAAGUGCACCAGCAGCCCUGCAGAGAUUGCCAUGUUCCUUGAACCCCUGGAUCUUCCCCACAAAAGAGUGGUAUUUUUAGCCAUCAAUGAUAAUUCUAACCAGGCAGCCGGAGGUACCCACUGGAGUUUGUUGGUUUAUCUCCAAGAUAAAAAUAGCUUCUUUCAUUAUGAUUCCCAUAGCAGGAGCAACUCAAUCCAUGCAAAACAGGUAGCAGAGAAACUGAAGGCUUUCUUAGGGAGCAAAGGAGACAAACUGGUCUUUGUGGAAGAGAAAGCCCCAGCUCAACAGAACAGCUAUGACUGUGGGAUGUACGUGAUAUGUAACACCGAGGCCUUGUGUCAAAAUCUCUUUAGACGACAGCCAGAAUCCCCACUGCAGCUCCUCACCCCGACAUACAUCACAAAGAAGAGGGGAGAAUGGAAAGAUCUAAUUGCCAGACUUGCUAAAAAAAACCGAAGUAGCUACUGAAGAAUGCUUGUGAUGUUUGAAGUCUGGUCUUUCUGCCUUUCUCUAUGGUGACAGCCUCAGUGCCUGAGGGAAAAACACUAGUAGAUGAAAGUUUACUAUUCCUGCUUCUUUAUUGUUCUGAAAGAAUGUCAUCCUCUGCGUUCUCUGAAUGGGAAGUUUCACUGUAACCCUGAGGAGAGCAGUGCAUUCUGUGAAAAUGUCUGGAACUUAUGUACCAAAACCUUAAAAAAAAAAAAAAAAAAAAA